UUGGGCUUACGGUCGUCAUCGUUGCAAUAUGUUUAGUUUGCCGAGAGAGACCAAAUUUAACAUGGAUGAACUGGAAAAACCGCUUCUUGGACCUGAAAAUUUUAAUAGAGAAGCGGUCGAUUUGGAAUGUAUGCCCCUGGAAGAAGUCUUCGAACAACUUAGAACAUCGCGCAGCGGCCUUUCAGCGGCAGAUGCUGCUGCACGGCUGCAGCUUUUCGGCCUAAACAAAUUAGAGGAGAAGCGGGAGAACAAAUUUCUCAAGUUCCUCAGCUUUAUGUGGAAUCCUUUGUCCUGGGUUAUGGAAGCGGCAGCCAUAAUGGCGAUAAUUUUGGCUAAUGGUGGGGGAGAGGGUCCUGAUUGGGAAGAUUUUGCCGGGAUUAUCUGCUUGCUGAUACUCAAUUCGACAAUUAGUUUCAUCGAGGAAAAUAAUGCUGGAAAUGCUGCAGCAGCACUUAUGGCUCGUCUAGCGCCUAAGACGAAGGUUUUGAGGGAUGGGCAAUGGCAAGAGCAGGACGCUGCCACUUUAGUACCUGGAGAUAUAAUCAGCAUUAAGCUUGGCGAUAUCAUCCCCGCAGAUGCUCGACUGCUCGAGGGAGAUCCUUUGAAAGUUGACCAGUCGGCUCUCACCGGUGAAUCUCUUCCAGUUACGAAAAGGGCCGGCGAUGUAGUAUUUUCUGGUUCAACAUGUAAGCAUGGAGAAAUCGAAGCUGUUGUAAUUGCAACUGGCGUUCAUUCUUUCUUUGGAAAGGCCGCACAUUUGGUGGACUCCACUGAAGUUGUCGGGCAUUUUCAGAAGGUUCUUACUGCCAUCGGGAACUUUUGUAUAUGCUCAAUAGCUGUCGGAAUAAUUGUCGAGAUUAUUGUCAUGUUCCCAAUCCAACAUCGAGCUUAUAGAGACGGGAUCAACAAUCUUCUGGUUCUUUUGAUUGGCGGAAUACCGAUAGCCAUGCCGACGGUAUUGUCAGUAACCCUCGCAAUUGGUUCGCACCGCCUGUCGCAACAGGGUGCGAUUACUAAACGGAUGACUGCUAUUGAGGAAUUGGCGGGAAUGGAUGUCCUCUGCAGUGACAAAACUGGAACACUUACUUUGAAUCGCCUCACUGUCGAUAAAAAUCUCAUAGAGGUGUUCAACAGAGACAUGGAUAGAGAUACGAUCGUAUUGCUCGCAGCUAGAGCUUCGAGACUUGAGAACCAAGACGCAAUUGAUACGGCGAUUAUUAAUAUGCUUGCUGAUCCUAAGGAGGCCCGUGCAAACAUCACCGAAGUGCAUUUUUUUCCAUUUAAUCCUGUGGAUAAGCGGACAGCUAUAACAUACAUUGAUUCUGAUGGAAGUUGGUAUAGAGCUACCAAAGGAGCUCCUGAGCAGAUCCUAAAUCUCUGCUACAACAAGCAUGAAAUCGCCGGAAAAGUGCACACGGUCGUUGAUAGAUUUGCUGAAAGGGGCCUGCGCUCGCUUGCAGUUGCUUAUCAGGCUGUUCCUGAGAAAAAUAAAGAGAGCCCUGGCGGUCCGUGGAUUUUCUGUGGAUUGUUGCCAUUGUUUGAUCCACCAAGACACGACAGUGCGGAGACCAUUCGUCGAGCACUAAACCUCGGUGUCUGUGUGAAGAUGAUCACUGGUGAUCAGCUGUCCAUCGCAAAAGAGACUGGCCGACGUCUAGGAAUGGGAACAAACAUGUAUCCUUCCUCGUCAUUAUUGGGUCGCGAUAAAGAUGAAAAUGAAGCCCUUCCUGUCGACGAACUUAUCGAGAAGGCUGAUGGAUUUGCUGGUGUUUUUCCGGAGCACAAGUACGAAAUAGUGAAAAUUCUUCAAGAGAAAAGGCACAUAGUCGGGAUGACUGGAGACGGUGUAAACGAUGCACCUGCUCUGAAGAAAGCGGAUAUUGGGAUAGCAGUGUCGGAUUCAACAGAUGCUGCGAGAAGUGCCGCUGAUAUUGUCCUCACAGAGCCCGGAUUGAGUGUCAUUAUUAGUGCUGUAUUGACCAGCCGGGCUAUAUUUCAAAGAAUGAAGAAUUAUACAAUUUAUGCUGUAUCAAUCACAAUAAGGAUAGUGCUUGGUUUUGCGCUUCUCGCAUUAAUUUGGGAAUAUGACUUCCCACCUUUCAUGAUUUUGAUUAUAGCCAUAUUGAAUGAUGGUACGAUCAUGACGAUUUCCAAGGAUCGUGUGAAGCCGUCUCCAAGACCUGAUAGUUGGAGGCUAAAGGAGAUUUUCGCCACUGGCAUCGUCAUAGGAACAUACCUUGCAUUAGUUACUGUUCUGUUCUAUUGGGCUGUCAGAAAGACCAACUUCUUUGAGGCUCACUUCAAAGUGAGAUCUCUCGGCAGCAGCGACGAAGAGAUUUCAUCUGCUAUCUAUCUGCAAGUCAGUAUCAUCAGCCAAGCUCUAAUCUUCGUCACGCGCAGUCAAAGUUGGUCAUUUGCCGAGCGGCCCGGUACUCUGCUGUUGUGCGCAUUUGUGGUAGCCCAAUUGGUGGCCACACUUAUUUCUGUUUACGCGCAUAUCAGCUUCGCUUCAGUUCGCGGUAUUGGGUGGGGCUGGGCUGGGAUUAUAUGGGUGUACAGCGUGAUCUUCUACAUACCUCUCGAUAUAAUCAAAUUCACCGUUCGAUAUGCCCUCAGCGGAGAAGCAUGGAAUCUGAUAUUCGACAGAAAGACUGCUUUUACCUCAAAUAGAGAUUAUGGGAAGGAGGAUAGAGAGGCCCAGUGGGUACUCUCUCAGAGGCUUCUGCAGGAGCCUCUAUCCUCUUCAGAUUUUGUGGGCAAGAGGAGGAGAUCUUGUUCGAUUGCUGAACAGGCCAAGCGGCGUGCUGAAAUAGUGAGGUUGGGAGAAAUACAGACACUCAGAGGGCAUGUAGAAUCAGUGGUGAGGCUGAAGAAUUUAGAUGUGAAUGUCAUCCAGAGUGCUCAUACAGUUUGAUCUCAACCAGACGGUAAUUUAGUAUCAUUUCAAAGAGAUUGGUUCAGCUCUAGUCUACAAUGUUCCCAACUUCAUCAGUUGCCUCGCGAUGCCGAACAGGGUCGACAGAGUCGGUCGGCAGGCGACCCUGUCGAUGAAGAAGUAACUCUUCAAAGAUUUGUUAAAGUUAGUUUGUUGAGGUACUUCCUGGAAGGUAUCAUUGCCUUUUUCCUCUAAAUCUUGUGAUUCAAAGAGAUAAUAAGGAUUUCGGGCAUA
Molecule: messenger RNA, 3169 nt
Organism: Ananas comosus (pineapple)
Lineage: Eukaryota; Viridiplantae; Streptophyta; Magnoliopsida; Poales; Bromeliaceae
Product: ATPase 10, plasma membrane-type
Exons: 20
Coding region: 29-2914 (961 amino acids)
Biological process (GO): proton export across plasma membrane; regulation of intracellular pH
Cellular component (GO): plasma membrane
Molecular function (GO): P-type proton-exporting transporter activity; ATP hydrolysis activity; ATP binding
Source: RefSeq, a predicted model, not a curated record